Asterias rubens (European starfish) is the source of this 5754-nucleotide messenger RNA. RefSeq lists its product as uncharacterized. NCBI's taxonomy places the organism in Eukaryota, Metazoa, Echinodermata, Asteroidea, Forcipulatida, Asteriidae. Gene Ontology annotation, molecular function: protein binding. The coding region runs from base 197 to 4063 and encodes 1288 amino acids. The record is from RefSeq and is a predicted model, not a curated record. The transcript has 3 exons.
UUCUUUUCGUUUAGAUCAUAAUAAAAUACGAGAUCUGUAUUUCUUAGGCGCAUCAGACCUCAGCAUCGAUGUAUUUUCACUUAAUCACAACCAACUACAGUCGGUAUACAUUGAAGCAUCCCCAGAUACAUUAAAAGUAGGCAGUAACGGACUGUCAAACUGGAAUAACAUCCACUUCAGUCAGUACAGAAACACGAUGAAAAGAAUGGACAUGAGCAACAACUCAUUCGACUCCUUGAUUCAACCAAACUGGGCCGAAGGGCUGGAGUUCUUAAACGCCGAUACCAACCUGCUGGCAAACCUGUCCUCGACAACCCUGUCAGGAUUUGUCGAUCUGACUGAACUGCAUGUAGCCAAUAAUCGUCUCUUGUUCAUCUCAUCCACUGCACUGAGUCAACUCACCAUGCUAAGGUCACUGUAUCUCGACGACAAUGCCCUGACGUCUUUGUUUGGGGUAUUUUUCAACCAGUCUAUCUUGUUUGAGCUGUCCAUCACCAACAACCGACUCACCACGUUAAAUUCUGAUUACUUCAUGGGUCUGGUGUCGUUGAAGCGUCUGUACCUCGCAGGGAAUCAACUCACUAGCGUUUACAUGCUGAUGUUUCAACUGGUGCCUGAAAUUAUAAACUUGGACUUAUCCCAAAAUGAGCUUCAGCUGGUCGACCUGCAGGACUGUGCUCUUAUUAAUCUUACAAACCUACAGGAUCUCUCACUGGCUCACAAUCUGAUUCAUGAUGCAGAAACUAUCUUGGGUUUCUGUGAUUACUUGCAAGUACUGGAUAUGAGUUAUAACUUGAUCCAAGUCGUGCCUGGUGAUUCGCUAUCUGGGAGAAAUAGAGCUUUGUCCAAACUCGAGCUAGAAGGUAACCCACUGCAGUGUGACUGUAGGCUCACAGGUCUACGAGACUGGCUGCGUAACAAUCCACCAUACGUUGAGCCUCGAUGUGAAGGACCGAAUCAUUACUAUGGGUCAGUGAUAACAGACUUGGACAGUCAUGACUUCUUAUGUCAAGCACCGAUGGCGAUGGUGGACAAGCAGCUAACAGCCCUGACUGGAAAAUCUGUGACUCUUACAUGUACAGCUACUGGCAUUCCUGCUCCGACCGUAACUUGGCUCUCACCAAACGACACAGAGAUAACUCAUGAGUGGCAAGGAAGAUUCGCCAUUCUGCGAGGACAAAUUCUGCAUAUCACACCAGUGGAGAAACAUGACGAAGGGAGGUACACAUGUCUUGCUCAAAACAUCUUGGGUGAAGGGAGAGCCGAGGUCAACCUUACAGUGACUACCUCUAAAUCAGACGCCCCACAGCCGCACUCACUGGCUUCUUCCGUUCUCCCCACAAUGUUUAUCACCAUUAUAAUAACGGUUGCUGUAUUUGCUGGUAUCAUAUUCCUCCGUCGGUAUCGCAAGAAACAGCAAGAAGCCAACUCCGCAUCUGCAGCUAAAACCUCCAAUCUGAAAGUUGGCUUCCGUAAAGGUGACAACGAUGACUCGGAGGGAGAUUGUGUGAACAAAGCCCUUGAGGAACAAAGCUAUGAGGUUCCAAGUGGACAGAAGACCACAAGUAGAUAUGCGAACAGUUCUGCUACAGGGCGUCUCCAACCAUCUCAGACCUAUGCUCAGACCUAUGAAAAUACUAGUGGAGGCAACGGAGAGAACAAAGGAGAUGAAGAAGUGUAUGAAAGUGUGUCUGGCCCUUAUACAUGUUAUGCAGGAGAGAAGGAAACAAUGGGAUCCCCUGAAUGGACACUGUUUCUUUGUUGUCUUGGUGUCUGUAUCGUCAUCUCUCAGUCGUCAACGUGCAGUCAUGCGCAGUGUGUUUACGACCACGUCACUGCAAAGGCUGACUGCUCCUCACUCAAUCUUGACUGCAUCCCCGUCAACUACCCACACGCCCUCAGUAUGGAUCUACGGCACAACAUCAUAUCAGAGCUGUCGCCAGACGAUUUCAUUGGCACUUUCUCCAGGCUGGCUGAAUUGUACCUUGACUACAAUGACAUAUCUGAUGUGACGUCACUGCUGGGAUCCAAUGAGAUGGGAAGACUACAGAAGCUGUCUGUGAAGCACAAUGUCAUUUCUUAUUUGCCUACAACCUGCCAGCUCAGCUCUCUUAAAGAACUCUCAGUAGACCAUAAUUCAAUUACAAGUCUAUCAGGAAUUCCACGAUGUGGAGAGUUGGAGCGUUUCUCUGCUGAUUUUAACUUGAUAAGUUAUUUACAUUUUAUCUAUCUGUCAAAUAUUAUUGUAAGUAUCCAGUUCAACCAACUGAAAACCAUUAAUAGUGAUUUAGAUUAUGGUAACGGGAACGUUAGCUUAUUUUUGGAUCACAAUAAAAUUUCACGUAUUCAUUUACAUUACUGGCACAGUUUAGAAGCCGUUACAUUUAAUACAAUUUCACUGAACGACAACCGACUACAGAGGGUACACUUUCAUUUCUGCCCAAGACAAAUUGACAUAGGUAGCAAUAGAUUACAACAUUUGGGUGGGUUUUCUAUAAUUCGUCGUCACAGAGACAAGGUAAAGAGACUGGACAUAAGCAACAACUCAUUCGAUUCCUUGAUUCAACCACCUUGGGCCGAAGGGCUGGAGUUCUUAAACGCCGAUACCAACCUGCUAGCAAACCUGUCCUCGACAACCCUGUCAGGAUUUGUCGAUCUGACCGAACUGCAUGUAGCCAAUAAUCGUCUCUUGUUCAUCUCACCCACUGCACUGAGUCAACUCUCCAUGCUAAGGUCACUGUAUCUCGACGACAAUGCCCUGACGUCUUUGUUUGGAGGAGUAUUUUUUAACCAGUCUAACUUAUUUGAGCUGUCCAUUACCAACAACCGACUCACCACGUUACAUGCUGAUUACUUCAUGGGUCUGUUGUCGUUGAAGCGUCUGUACCUCGCAGGGAAUCAACUCACUAGCGUUAACUCAAAGAUGUUUCAACUGGUGCCUGACAUUCUUACCUUGGACUUAUCUCGAAAUGAGCUUCAGCUGGUCGACCUGCAUGACUGUGCCUUUCAUCUUACAAACCUACAAAAUCUCUCACUGGCCCACAAUCUGAUUCAUGAUGCAGAAACUAUCUUGGGUUUCUGUGAUAACUUGCAAGUACUGGAUCUGAGUUAUAACUUGAUCCAAGUCGUGCCUGGUGAUUCGCUAUCUGGGAGGAAUAGAGCAUUGUCCCAACUCGAGCUAGAAGGCAACCCACUGCAGUGUGACUGUAGGCUCACAGGUCUACGAGACUGGCUGCGUAACAAUCCACCAUACGUUGAGCCUCGAUGUGAAGGACCAACACAUCACUAUGAGUCGGUGAUUUCAGACUUGGUGAUUCAUGCUCUCUCAUGUCAACCACCAAGGGCGAUGGUGGACAACAAGCAGCUGAUAGCCCUAGAUGGACAAUCUGUGACUCUUAAAUGUACAGCUACUGGCAUCCCUGCUCCAACCUUAAAAUGGCUCUCACCAAACGACACAGAGAUAACUCAUGACUGGCAAGGAAGAUUCGCCAUUCUGCAAGGACAAAUUCUGCAUAUCACACCAGUGGAGAAACGUGACCAAGGGAUGUACACAUGUCUUGCUCAAAACAUUUUGGGUGAAGGGAGAGCUGUGGUAAACCUUAAAGUGACCAUAGUGACCGUGGAGGUAGGAUUCGUAACCAUGGAACCCCAUGCAAUGACUACCACUAAAUCUGACGCCCCAUCACCACAGCCACACUCAAUGGCUUCUUCCGUACUCCCCACAAUGUUUGGCACCGUUAUAAUAACGGUUGCUGUAAUUCUCCGUCGGUAUCGCAAGAAACAACAUAGCCGAAAAGCAGUCUACACACCUAUAACUAAAACCUCCGACCAAGUUGACGUCUGUAAAAGUGACACAACUGACUCGGAGGGAGGUGUUGUGAACAAGGCCCGGACGAAUUUCUAUGAGAUUCCAAGUGAACAUCAGACCGGUAGGUAUAUGAACAGUCCUGCAACAGGGCGUCGCCAACCAUCUCAGACCUACGCUCAGACCUAUGAGGGUCCUAGUGGAGGCAACGGAGAGAACAAAGGAGAUGAAGAAGUAUAUGAAAGUGUGUAUGUCUAGUUUGGAAAACGGCGCUGGCUUUGUACACAAAAGACAAAAACGCUGCAUGUUUUAAAAGAUUGUGCACAACAUUAUUGGUAAAAUUGAAAAUAUAAAGGUUCGCAGUCUUGAAUUAUAAAGAUGGUGGGCAACUCGCCUUGUUAUAGGUAAUAUUUGCUUGUAAUUCAAUAGUAAAUUCUCGAAUGUAAAUUUGAGAAUAUAAAUACAUUUAUAGGCUACGUAGUUACAUGGUUAAGUUUCGAGUAAAGGAUCGAAUGACGUCAUUUGUUGAUAUAAAUUCUUUUCAGCUGCUAUAUAUCUACAUCAGAGAGGAAUGUAACUGCUAUUAAAUCUUAUAAUCAAGUCUAUAAAAAGUAAGCUUAAUAAAUUUAGUUUGUAAUUUUUGUUCAAGAGUUAGGCCUAUCUUUGUAUUUACUUUCCCGUUUACAUUAUUUUCUUACCCGGAAAUAUUAUCAGCCUAAGCACGUAUUUUUUAGAAGCUGUAACAUGUAUAUUAUUUGGUGCUGAUUGGUACAACAACCUGGUCAGAAGUUACCUACCAGGUCAGAAGUGACCUGGAUUCGAUUCCCGAGGCCUGACACAUUUCCGGGUCAGGUUGACACGUACCGGGUCAGACUGACCCUGUAAGUGGUUAACAUGGAAUUCUAACACGGAUUCUGCAUCAGUUUGACCACUUUUUGGGUUGGAUUCUGCGUCAGUUUGACCACUUUCUGUGUUACUUUGCUAACGUUCCCGGUCAUAUUGACCCAGAAAUGGGUCAGGCCAAACGGGGCUAGAAUCCGGGUCAAUUCUGACUAGGAAGUUUUUAUAGUGUUUCAUAGUGAGUCCACAUUGGCGGCAAAGUGGCUUUGGGUGCUACUGUGGGUGCCUUAAAUUGUGACCACGUUGUUGAUCAAGCCUCAGUCGCCAAUUCGGACUUAUUUUGUAACACCUCGAUUGUCUAUGGUUCUAAUUGUAUAAUGGAGUUGGAGUUAUAAAUGACCAAGUUUUCCGUGCUUAGGAGCAGAUUGCUUCCAAGUCUCAAUUUUUUGUUUUGAUAUUCCGAAUGCUUCUCAGAUAAGCUAACCUACACUUCGUUGUAUAAUAGUGAGCAGCGGGUUGAACGGCAUAAAUCUGACCCACCAGAACAUGGUCCGCCAUUUUUGAGGAAAGGGUUGAAUCUAGAAUAGUGGACGUUUUCAGUAAUGAAAAUACUCACACAAAAACACAAAAUUUUAAUGGAUUUUAUGUGAAUCAUUAUGUGAAUCUUUAACAAAUAUAUUUCCAACCAUUAUUCAGUUCAAAACACUAACGCGUGUAAUAUCCCUAUCCAAACAAAGCGCCAAACCCGAAGGCAGUGUGCCCCCUAAUCAACCAGUGAUAGCUAUGCGAUACUUUUAAUAUAACUGCAUCACUUGGAAUUCUCAUCAGAAGGAAGUUCAAACUUUUUAAAAAACAACUUUGGUUUCAUUACUGCAUUCGUCUCUGAUGGGAGAAAUCCUUUUUUUGUUUUAACUGUAAAAGGGCUGGCCCAGGAAUUGAACCCUGGAGUUCUGAUGACAACCCCCCCCCCCCGUAAAAUAAUUGGUUUAAUUUAAUUUUCUCAAUCACACGAUCCACAUCUAUUGUGUUGUAAAUUAAAUGCUGUAAAUUAAGUAAUCUGAACUAUUAUUCAGAAGAUGGUGGUGGCAUAUUAAAAUACAUUAAAUUUA